Phytophthora infestans T30-4 is the source of this 1074-nucleotide messenger RNA. RefSeq names its product ubiquitin fusion degradation protein, putative. Gene Ontology annotation, molecular function: polyubiquitin modification-dependent protein binding. The transcript is spliced from 6 exons. Bases 1 to 1074 code for a protein of 357 amino acids. Gene Ontology annotation, cellular component: VCP-NPL4-UFD1 AAA ATPase complex. The record is from RefSeq and is a predicted model, not a curated record. NCBI's taxonomy places the organism in Eukaryota, Oomycota, Peronosporomycetes, Peronosporales, Peronosporaceae.
AUGCCUCAUCUCGAAUUUGGCGACAAGAUCGUGCUACCACCGAAAAUCUUACUCGAGCUACAAUGCUUGAAGAUCCCGACUCCUCUGCUGUUCAUGGUUCGAUCUGCAUCCCAAGAUUUGCACUUCGAGCGAUAUCCGGAUGUGUGCACUCGUCAAUACUGCUCUGUCCAGGAAUUUAGCGCCCCGGAUGGACAAGUGUUCCUCCCGUACUGGCUUAUGCAGAACUUACGUGUACCAGAAGGUGACUGGGUAGUGGUAACCAGUGUUGUCAACCUUCCUCGUGGUAUCUAUUGUCGUUUCCAGCCAGAGAGCACAAGUUUUCUCGACCUCGCUGCGGAGAUUGGCCCCAAGCUGUUGAUGGAGACAGCACUGCGAAGAUACUCCGUUUUGAGCAUGGGCUCUACCAUUGUGAUUGAAUACGGCACCGUACGGUAUCACGUCCAAGUAGCCGAGCUAAAACCUGCACCGGUAGUAUCUUUGUGUGGCGACGUGGAUCUAGAGACAGACUUCAUGCCUCCAGAGUUCCAAUGCACGAUAUGUAACGAGAAGAUCUUGUGCGCACAAGAAAGCAAACAUCGACACUGUCCAGACUGCUUUGACCUGUUUGACAGCGAUAAAACACUACAAGAUCAUCAACGUGACGAGCACAUUACCUCCUUCCAGCCACUUCUUGCUCAAGGUCGUAUGCGCCGUAAAGGUGACACCAGUGCUCUCCGUAGUUCGCCACUUUCAAGGUUACGAUGUACGCCGCCUAGCAACAAUGACCGACGUACCCCUCCACCAUCACCGACUUUUCUACUACCAACACGAAUGGCACAGCAAGGCAAUAAACUACGAACACCUAAGUCCAAGGCUAGACUGAAUCCGCAGCUUCGAUCGCUACCACAACAAGUAACUAAGGUAGUCGCACUCGAUAGAACUGGUCUGCCGGUGGCAGAUUUGUGCAUCUCCAGUGUUCGUGGCACAUCGCAUCGCGCAUUGGCUGCCCCACCUCGCUUACAAGCCACUACUCGAGUCAGACGACGGCCUGCCACAAAGCUCCCUCCUUCAGCUCGUCUGGACAAGUUAUCAUGA